Populus nigra (black poplar) is the source of this 1344-nucleotide messenger RNA. RefSeq names its product WUSCHEL-related homeobox 9-like. Gene Ontology annotation, molecular function: DNA binding; DNA-binding transcription factor activity. The record is from RefSeq and is a predicted model, not a curated record. Gene Ontology annotation, biological process: regulation of developmental process. The transcript has 5 exons. Lineage: Eukaryota; Viridiplantae; Streptophyta; Magnoliopsida; Malpighiales; Salicaceae. Bases 1 to 1344 code for a protein of 447 amino acids.
AUGGCUUCAUCAAACAGACACUGGCCUAGUUUGUUUAAGUCGAAACCUUGCAACCCUCACCACCACCAAUGGCAGCAUGACAUCAACCCUUCAUCUCUCAUGUCAACUGGUUGCCACAGAAACCCCUACGCAUCAGUUCCUGGAUGUGAAGAGAGAAGUCCAGAGCCAAAGCCGAGAUGGAACCCAAAACCUGAGCAAAUUCGCAUAUUGGAAGCAAUCUUCAAUUCUGGGAUGGUUAAUCCACCAAGGGAUGAGAUACGGAAGAUCAGAGCUCAGUUACAAGAGUAUGGCCAAGUUGGUGAUGCCAACGUCUUUUACUGGUUUCAAAACAGAAAAUCAAGAAGCAAACACAAGCUGAGAAAUCUUCAAAACUCAAAACAACAACAAAUUACCCCUUCAACCACCAAACCUGUGACUACCUCUCUCACAGCUCCAUCGUCUCUAUCAUCUUCCUCAGAAAAAUCCUCUCCGAAAGUGUCCAAAAGGACUCUCUCUUUGAGCUCUCCCACUUUUAUUGAUGCUUCCAAUUCGCCAAACAGUUCAGUUAGCCAGACCUAUUUUCAAGCACAAAAUGAAUUUGUGUCUGAACCCUUUUUCUUCCCCGUUCAACAGCCUGGAGGGGAAACUGUGGCUUUUACUCAAGGGUUUUGCUUCUCUGAGCUCUCAAAUGUGGUUCAUGUUCAAGAUCACACAGUUGGGCCUUGCCCUAGUCUCUUGCUUAGUGAGAUAACGAAUUCCAGUGCUUCAAAAAAAGUAAACCAUGAAGAGAGAAACCUAAAGAUGCAACCGCAGCUCAGUUACACUGCCACCUCCCCAGUUACUCAUAGCAUCGAUCUUGCUCCUCCUCUCCCUCUUUCAGCUAACACUAGCACUGUUUCCAUUCAAUCCACCAUUAGUCAAAUUCAAGGUCUAGGGAUGUCCGGUGGCAAUGAAAGGUCGACGGUGUUUAUCAAUGAUGUUGCAUUUGAAGUAGCUAUGGGACCCUUUAAUGUGAGAGAGGCUUUUGGUGAUGAUAUUCUGUUGAUUCACUCCUCUGGUCAGCCUGUUCACACCAACGAGUGGGGUAUCACCCUGGAGUCACUCCAGCACGGCGCUCUCUACUAUUUGGUACCCCUUUCCAUGAGUGAACAUAUUAUUUACGUGCACACUGGCGAUAACAGUGCUAAUACUCACUUCUACUUCGAUUUGACUAAGCGAUUUGGAUGUAUCAAUUACCACUCUUCUGUCACAAAAUUCUUCAUCUACGUCAUUUACAACACACAGAGCACUGUGGUUUUCAUGAACCAUCAGGCUGUGAUUUUGCGUGCCAGGAAAACUAGAUGCAGGGGCAGCAGCAAGUGGUGA